This is a messenger RNA of Hyaloscypha bicolor E, 2231 nucleotides long. RefSeq lists its product as uncharacterized. Bases 1 to 2094 code for a protein of 697 amino acids. The transcript has 3 exons. The record is from RefSeq and is a predicted model, not a curated record. Lineage: Eukaryota; Fungi; Ascomycota; Leotiomycetes; Helotiales; Hyaloscyphaceae.
AUGGAGGGCUCUGACCCAGAGUUCCUUACUACAAGAGAGCAAAGAAUUUCGAGAGAUAAGCUUGCCAAAUACAAGGGCUCAGCUAAAGUAUCGAUUGCACAUUUGGACUUCCCACACCCAUGCCGUCAGAUUAACAGCAGGGUUAUUGAACGAUUGAAGAGGGACUUUGAAGGUGAAGGUUGUAUUAAAGACAAACAAACUAAUCGGAUUCCAGCCAUUAUUGACGAUUCGAUACUCCAAAUAGGGUUAGAGAAGCUGGCGAUUAAUACCGAGACCUUUAAAGCUGUCUCGAACAGUGAUCCACCGAAGCUCCACCUUGAACGCGAUGUAAAGCUGGAAUGCCUUCACGGACAACAUAGGGUCCUCGCCGCCAAAGAAGCCCUCGUUUCAUCAGAGAGGUGGUGGGUUGUUGACUUAUAUAGCACUGAUCUUGAAAAGGAUACCAAACAAGCCUUCCGAGAAGGCUAUUCUUAUUCUGCGCCAUAUGCGUCCGGUGAAAUAUUUCGUUACAUACGGCUCUGCCACUACGACAACGACGCGGUAGGGGAGCAACGCUGGCGAGCAUGGCUUAGCCCCCAUCAAGAAAAAUAUUUGGAGAUAAUAUCAAACCGGGAGACGCUUAUUAAGGCUUUAGACUCUGUCUUGAAUAUCCAAGGCCUAUGGAGAACUUUUUACGUAGGGUCGCUGAACGACUUUGUAAGCCUGGGGUGUGAUGAUGAAAUAGUCCAUUAUAUCAAUUUCAUCAAGAAGAUCCUCACGCGUAUUUUCGGAAACGACAUAGUAACAAUGAUGGCUACCGAUCCCUUUAGUAUCGAAUCUAUUCAGUCGAGAGCUCCUGCACUCUCUAAGUCCGACUUCGAAUUUAUCCAAGAGAAUAUGCGACACCUUUUUCCAGGAGUAACAGACCCUGCAAAGAGAGCAGAUAUUUCAGAGCGUCUUCUCACCACCGAGGAGCUUAUACCGAGCCUCUGGACAUUGAUUAGCGAUAUUAGGUAUUUGAAGCAGCCAGCAAAGGUCCUGAAUAUGCUCCUGCCACCAAAACCUAAGAAGGGAAGGAAACAAAAAAAGGGAACCAAGAACAGCCUGCGUGAGAGGUUUCGCUUCCACUUCCCUAGUGAGCAUUUAGAUUAUUUUGACCUCGCAUACCAGCAGAUAUGGCUCUGCUCCUAUCGAGUUUCGAAAAAUCUCAACGCAUACGGUUCACUGCAACUAGCCACUCUCGCUCACCAGUUAGGCUUCUCAAAUGCAGAGAUUGAGAAGGAGUUAAAAAAAGACCCUGCUCACGCCGUGAUACAAAAGGCUGUCUUCGAGGCACUUAAAGUCCUUCGACCCAACGAGUCCUUUGCCUUCGACGCUAAUCAAGCUCGACCUGUUAUCACCUCAUUCAAAGACUACUUGGACAAGAUAUUAGGUGCACCUGCAAAGACAAUUUCUCCAUUUAUUACCGUAGAGGGAUCAGGCGAGCCUCUAGCUCGCCGAUGUGGAUAUGGCUCUACGGAUAUCAAGGAUCUUAAUCACCUCUUUCUCGACAAGGUACAUGCUCCCCUCCAAGCAUAUCAGAGAGCAGGAGACGAGAUCAGUUCCUUUUAUGUCAAGCGGUCACGACACAUAGCUUUCUUCGGGGCAGUAAAUCUCACUGGAGAUCAAGCAGACCCUCAAAUCAUGCGAGCGCCUUUCGCGACUGGAGAGCCAGCUAGUUCGACUCCUAUUUCUAGUGGACGAGAUCUGAACCCCAAUGGCAACUCUCAAAGCGUUGAAACGAAUCAGACUGUGUCAUCGGGCGGACCGGUCGUUGAGUUUAUACAGAAAGAUGAUGGUUCUAUUCGGGAAAUACCAUUCCAAAGGGAGUCCGUAACAAAUCAAGCUCGAUAUUAUGCCGAUCAGGAAAAGAAGUUAUCUCUGCGACAAGGUGGUCACUUCGUUUGGCAAGCCUGUUUUGAUAUCCUUGUCCGGACUGGCCAUUCCACCGUGCUCGUGUCUAAUGCUGAACGGCCCAUGCCGCCCAUCAAUGGUAAGCGGCGUAGUGGCCCAGACUCGCCAGAUGAAUUAGAGCCACGGGCAAGAGACAGCUUUGAUUUUUGGAGAAUGGAUUAGAUGAAGAGUAGGGCACGUCUAGCAGAUACCUAUAUUGUCCUAGAUUAUCUCGAAUUGGCUGCUCCAUAAGUGCCUAGCUAAAAGGCUUUUAGAGUAAUAUUACCGUAUGCGAGCAUCUGCUAUGCUCCACGCUGCCC